Acinonyx jubatus (cheetah) is the source of this 1154-nucleotide messenger RNA. RefSeq names its product Fc receptor-like protein 6. The transcript has 4 exons. Gene Ontology annotation, biological process: cell surface receptor signaling pathway. The record is from RefSeq and is a predicted model, not a curated record. Gene Ontology annotation, molecular function: transmembrane signaling receptor activity. NCBI's taxonomy places the organism in Eukaryota, Metazoa, Chordata, Mammalia, Carnivora, Felidae. Bases 1 to 1098 code for a protein of 365 amino acids.
AUGCCGCCGGCCGAGGCCACAGACUUCCUACUUCCACUUGUCAUCAUCUGUGACCUUCUGGGCAAGGAGCCCGUCCCUGCAGGGGGCUGGGGGGCCGUCUUCAAGAAGGCCUGGGGGGCGGGGCGGCUCAGCAGGUGCCAUCCAGCAGCCUGUGUCCCCAGGGGGAGGCCUGAGGCGGGCUUGGUGGGGGGGGGGGGGACAGAGGGAGAAAACGGCCACGCAGUGUGUGGCUCCGGGGCCACCCCGUUCCCGUGUCUCACAGCCUGGCUGCACCUCCGAGCCUGGCCAGACCCCGUGUUCGAGGGAGACGCCCUGACUCUGCGAUGUCAUGGAUCGGCCAACAAGGCCCUGUCCCAGGUGAAGUUCUACCAAGACGGAAGAUUACUCCAAACCCCGAAGACCAGAUGGUCCCUGUCCAUGGGGACGGCUACCCUGGAAAGCAGCGGCCAGUACAGCUGCUCUGGGAAGGUGGCCUACGUCCCAUACCUGGGCAGACAAACCUCAGAGCUGGUCAAGGUUCAAGUCCAAGAGCUGUUCCCGCCUCCUGUGCUGAGCGCUGUCCCCUCUCCCGAGCUCCGUGAGGGGAGCCCGCUGACCCUGAGAUGCCAGACGAAGCUGCAUCCCCAGAAGUCGGCCUCGAGGCUCCUCUUCUCCUUCCACAGAGAUGCCAGAACCUUGCAGGACUGGGGCCCCCACCCGGAGCUCUACGUCCCAGGAGCCCAGGAGAGAGACUCUGGGCUUUCCUGGUGCCGGGCCACCCUUGAGGGUGGUGUGGCCCAGAAGCAGAGCCCCCAGCAGGAGGUCAGGGUGCAGGGUGAGUGGCAGAGGCCAGUCCGCAGAGAGGUCCACUCCAGCAACAGGGGAGAAGGAGAUGCGGCGGGCUCCACGGAGAGGGCGCCGGCACACGGGGAAGAGUGGAGGGGGGCCAGGCUUCCUGAGGGUCUGGAGCCCACCUGCACACAGGGCCCCGCGCCCGCCUCUCUCUGCUCCUUCUCCCGUGCGUGCCUCUGUGGGGCUCUCCCCGCCUCUCCCUCUAACAGACGCUCGGCUGCCAUCACGAAGUGUCCGGGUGGUGGGGCGGGGGAGCUUCAACAAUGAAAAUAUGUCCUCACUGUCCUGGAGGCUGGAAGUGGUCUGUCGAGAUGGUAGGAAGG